Messenger RNA from Anisakis simplex (herring worm), 768 nucleotides. The record is from the annotation of a GenBank genome assembly. Lineage: Eukaryota; Metazoa; Nematoda; Chromadorea; Rhabditida; Anisakidae.
AUGACUGCUUUCAAUGAAAAAAGUGAGCGGAAUCUGGCGAAUGAGAUCGGGGCCGUUGAGACUCAAAAUCCAACAACGCUAAAAGCUAAGUCAAGCGAAGAAACGGCUGCCGCCGGGACUAGUAAAUUUUCCGGUGAUUUGAAACCGUCGACUUCCGAUAACAUUGNUGAUGGGCAGAUGCCUACAAGUGGCAACGAAGGGCGAGAUUUGAAUUCAGAUGAAGGUGCCGAUAUGACUGCAAUUAAAAAUGAGCCGGUGGCAGAGGAUAAAAAUUCGGAUUCAUUUCCCACUGAGGUCAAGAAUGAAUCAGGUGUUUGUUUGUGUGGAAGCAGCGAAGAGUCGUCGUUCAUGAUAUGUUGCGAUCACUGUGGCGUGUGGUAUCACGGGGCUUGUUUACAGAAACGUGAGAAGACGGAAAAAUCUAGCGACUGUCGAGAUGAGAAGGCAAAAAAACGAAAAGAAUUUGAGAGUAGUGGAAGCGAUCAGCGCUCUUCAUCUCAAGGAGGAAUCAAGGAUGAACAAGAGGUGUACGACGAGAACGAUCGCUGUCAUAAUUGUAGUAAUUGUAUUCGAAAUACAAACUGUGGUAAAUGCAUCAAUUGCGAAUCUGGCCUACAACCGUGUCAUAAACGUAUUUGCUUACAAUCGAAUUAUUGGUCGAAACAAAAAAAGAAACUUCCAAACACAGCAUCGUCAUCAUCCAUAACACAUUCGCAAUGUUCGUUUGCUCGUUUGUUCUCUAUUUAUUCAUUCAAUCACCGUGCAUAA